UGACAACUAAACGGGCAGAUAAGGUUAUUUAUCUCUACCAUUACUCUUUUAAGCAGCUAAAAUCUUCUCUCUCUAUCCACUAGGUGCUAAUGUAGAACCAUAAAGAAAAAUGUCAGAUUUUAGAUCAAGAUUGAGUUUAUUUGUGCUUCAGUUAGUUUGUAGUUCAGUUAGUUAAACCACAGUUGAACGAUACUGAUGCUUCAUGAGCUGUUAUACAAUUAAUUUGUGUUCACAGACGUAAGUUUGCAGUGUUGGGAAGAUGAAAAAUAAAACUCCAGGACAGACAGUCCGGGCAGAGUUGACACAAUUGGUCAAUUGACAAAAUAUUAAUCUGCAACAGAUUAAUUAUUUAAAUUCUUGCUUUUCAAAUGUGAGAUUUUGUUGCGUUUCCUCUUCUGGCAUUAUAGUAAACUGAUAUCUUUGAUUUUUUUUGGACAGAAAGUGAUUUGAAGACCUCAUCUUGGACUAAUUGUGUCCCAUCUUUCACCAUUUUAUAGUGAUAUCUAGACCAAAUGAUUUAUCAGUAAUGAAAACAAUCUAUAGUUGCUGCCUUCAAACCCCCCAAAAUUUUUUUUACUAUGUUUACCUAUAAUUUGUCCAGCAUAUUCUGUUGCUGGAUGUUAUAUUUUUUAUACAUUUUUAUGUUCUUAGAAAAAGUUUAAUAUCAAAUAUCUAAAUAAAUAUAGACUACAAUUACAAUUUUUCAAAUGUAAACAUAAAGUGUUCAUAUAUUGACUUGUUUACCUAUGAUGUAAUGUGAUUUUGUUGGCUGGGGACAUGCACACAGGAAGGUACUUUAUAUGCCCAACACCCUUAUUAUGGCUUGUAAUGGAAAACAACUUUUGAUAUGUUCAAGUAUGACCUUAGAGGAGAGACUGCAAUUUUUUUUUUUUUUUUUUUUUAGCAUGCCAUUUUUUUUGUUGUUUUUUUUCCUUCCCUCUAGUGAACAUCUCCACCCACACACACACACACACACGCACAUUCAUAAGAGCUCCCCUCGGGACACGUGCCAGCCAGCCAGCCUUCUCGCUCAGGCAGAAACAAGCGCUCCUGUAUGUUGAUGAACAGCUGCUCUUCCUCGCCUGCUCACAGGUGGCUGUGGGCUCGCUACUCUGUCCCCAUUAAUGACACAAGUAGCCUUUUUUCCCUCCUUUUUCUUAUCCUCUCAAAGGCUAGAUCACAGCUGCUAAUAAUGAGCUCACAUUGCAUUGUGUGUGUGUGCUAGUUUGUUAGAUCAGAGGUCUGGUAAAGGACAUUAUGACACAGUGAGUCACAGUACAGGCUGAAUUCAGCUUCCCAACAGUGGCAUUUCCCAGUGUCCCUGUUUUUUUGUUUUUUUUUCAGAGGUUGGUGAUAACUAGUGGAACAGAGUGUAGCUAGCAAUGUACUGUGGAGUGAUGACAUAGAUAUAAUGGUAUUUUUCCUUUUGCCAUCUCAGUAUGUCCUCUGCGCUCCAAUUGAGCAAUUUCAGGCACACACUGAGUCAUAGUUCACCGUGUUCCUUGAGGCAAAGUCCUACGUAACACUGUUUGUGCUCGUGACUUUCACUCACAUGAAGGGUGUGCCAGGUUUAGGUGAGGUUGAAAUUAUAAUGGCUCUGUCAUUAUUGUGAAUAUAACAAAGGAAGGUUCUGUGGUCAUAAAAAUGGGUCAUUAAAAUCGUGUUGUUAAGCAUUCAUAUAAUACAGUGCAAUAGGUGUCUGCUACUGUAAAGGCUACCUUUGUAAAAACUAAUUCCACUAAGUAAUUUGUGUUGUGUUUUGCUCCACCCAACAUCACGUGGACAAAAGUAUCUUUAAUUUUUUUCCAGCACCUACGGUUCAUCUUUAAACAUGACAGAAUUAAAACAUAAACAUUCCCUCCUGACAGGUUUGAAGACUCGUCUUUAGAUAAUGCUGACGUGGGUUUUUCAACAAAAAUGUUUAAUUGCCUCCUUAAAAAAAUGACAUCUAUUCCUUCUCCCUCGUUGAAAAAAUGUUGAAUGUGAAAACAGCCUUGUGGUGUCCAACUCGUACAUCACUGCACACUGAAGGUUAAACAUCACUGUGAAGGAACAACAAAACAUUUCGGAGGGGAUUAAAUGUCUCAACAACAGCUGCACAUUUUAACUAGAGGAGCAUUCGUCGCAGUUGCAGGGUUAUUAUAUUACAGUGCAUUUUGGAGGUGUUUCUCUUUUUACGUGUCAGUCUGUCUAUCUGUAUCUGAGAAUUAGGCCAGGGCAGUGUAAACAUCUGGCUCAGUCCACUGCUUGCUGCCUGUUGCGAGCCAUGACAGAUGGAAAGGGAGCGUAUGGCUCAAACACUUCCAUCUUUGACUGCACCGGCAGUUGUCUUCCCAAAAUAGCCCGCACUCCACAGCCUUAUAUGUGCAGGCCUCCAGCAUGUGCCUGAGAAGGCAUCAUGUAUCUAGGCCACACAAUACAGGCUGUAGGCUCAUUGUUGCUGCUUGCCAGCAGGCCUAUCGCUGCCCCGGGGACGAGGCCCCUCUUUCUGUCCUGGGACGGCUCACCAUGCACCUCACCCAGCUCAACCGUGAGUGUCUCCUCCACCUCUUCUCCUUCUUGGACAAGGACAGCCGGAGGAGUUUGUCCUUUACCUGUCAGCAGCUGCGCGAGGUCUUCCUGGACCCCCGCCUCUGGAAUCUACUCCACUUCAGCUCCCCGUGUCAACUGAGGAGAGACAACUUUGUGCUGGGACCCUCACUGCGUUACUUGACUAUUUGCUGGUACUCCAGCAGGGUCCUGCAAGUGUGCAACAUUGAGGACUGGCUGAAGAGUUCGUUUCAGAAGGACAUCUGCAGCAAACACGAGAGCCUGGUCAGCACUUUCCUGGCCCAUGUCUGCCACAUGUGUCCCAACCUGCUCCAGAUAACCCUGUCUGGCUGUGGACACAUCACCGAUCAGGAUGUGAUCUCCGUGCUGCAGAGCUGCAGGAAGCUGCGCCGCCUCCGCCUGGAGAACUGCGUCCGCAUCACCGACUGCAGCCUGCGGGAAGGUGUGGUGGCUCAUGGAAACGGUCUGGAGGAGGUCAAGGUGGACUUUUGCAGGAACGUCACUCAGGCGGGGCUGCAGGCUGUCAGGGGGAACAGGCCGGGGAUCCAGCUGAGUGCAGAGAGGAGCGCUGAUAUGAUCCCUGACAGCAAGCCCGAGGAGAGGGUGCCGCUCAGGAGGACGCUGCAGAAAGUCCUGCAGUUCUCCUGAGGGAAAUGCUUCACAUGCUUUCACGUGGACCACAAGGGGGGAAAAAAAGAUGUGAUUUAAGGACUUGUCUGUGUUUGUUCUGUUUUGUAUUUAUAUUUAAUAGAAGUGUUUUUUGCACCCUUUUGAUAUCUUUUUAUACAACAUGUGCUGAAUAUGAAUCUUCCUUAUGUGCCUUUCAAGCUGUCUCUAUUCCAUGUUAUUUUAAUCAGGGAGACUUCCACACACACACUUACAAUAAAGUCUUAUAUACACAGGUGGCCUCAUUGGUAAAUGUUAAUCAAUAAACAUUGAAAUGCUGCAAUUAUAUGAUUUAUAUUUGUCAUUGUGGGAAAUGUGCUUAUUCACUUUCUUAUUUAGAGUUAGAUGAGAAGAUCGAAGCCUAUAGCAGUAAAUGUGCAGUUAAUAUGAAGAUGUUGCCAACAGCCACUUAGUUUAGCACAAAGACUGGAAAACAGGGAAACAGCUAACCUAGCAGUAUGCAAAAGUAAAAAUAAAUAAGUCACCCAGCACCACCUCUAAUUCACUAUUUAACAUAAAAUUUAUAUCUUCUUUGUUUGCUGUUUCAUGGAGAUGUUAAGGAGGUAUCAAUCACCUCAAAUAACUCUCAGCAAGAAAGUGAAUAAGCAUAAUUCCCCCCAAAAAAGACAAACUAUUCCUUUAACAGCACAUGCUAGUUUAAUUAAAACAUCACCUCCCUCGAGCAAGUUAUGUCCACCUACAUGGUACAAAAGAACAGAAGUCGCAUGGUUGCACUGUGCUCUGUGUCUGUCACUCUAAGACAUGUCAGCGCUGGGAGGAAGGGUUCUCCUAGGGCGAAGUGGCCCUGCGCCUGAGCUGUGAUUGGAAUCAUGUUAUAUAAGACUGUGAGACACAUGAAAGUAGGUUGAUUAGUGGAGUGUGUCUGUCUAUAAAUGCCAUGUGACAAUUUUAUUGCAGGCUGCUGGGGCGCUACCAUGCCUGUCCAAUGACUGCAUCUCUAAAGAAUAACCAUACGUUGUCACAAAAGGUCAACUUAAUAAGCUUUGUCCCCCAUCCUACCAGGACAUGUGCUUUUAUGAUAUAAUACUGUAUUUAGCAAAUUGCCCGUUUCAUUUUGCUGUUCAAGAAAGUUCACAAAACUGUGUUUGUUUGUUUGUUUGUUUACUUACUGUUUGUAUUGUUGUUGUUUUUUUUCAAUACUUCUAAUUCAAAUUUGAGAUGGACAAAAAUAAUAGACAAUUUUCUGAAUGUAAAUGUAAAUCUCCAUAGUGAUGAACCUACAGAAAUCAGACCUGUUACAGUUUUCAGCUUCAUAAAAUAAAAAAAACAAAACAAAAAAAAUGACACUUCCUGGUGUUAGUUUGUUGCUAUGAAUCAAAAACAGACAUUUAUAUAUUUCAUAUAAAUUUAUAUAUAAAUGAUUAUGACUCCAUGUAGAAUCACUACUGAGGCUAAAUAUUAUCUGAAUAUACCAACUGAAAUAUAUCUAUAUUGAGGUAUUAUUGCCGAACUAUAGCACUGAUGAUUGUAAAUUUUCUCUCAGCUUCAUUAUACAAAAUGUUUUAGGAUAAAUUUUUAAAAUUUCACUUGGCUUUUAAGUCAUUAGACGAGCAUCAAGAGCACAGCAACGAGUAAUUUUAUUUUCUUUCCAGUAAAAACCACAUCUUUGCAUAUUGAGUUGAUAAAAGUCAGAACACAUUCAAAUGAGAUACAAGAUCAUUUUGUCCUCAUGAUAGCUCUCUCUAAGCACGUGGGACCCCUAUUAUACUUCAUAUAUAUAGUGGUGGCAAAAGAAAUCCCCCGAGCGUGGGUGAGGAUAAUACAGCAUGUACAGUUUUAAUAUAAAAUAACGUGUGGUUUUUCCAACAAAGGAAGCCCCAAACCAACUAGAUAAAUAUAACUCUGCUAUUGCACUGAGACAGAGGCUCACUGUUUAAAGGCCAGGAAGCAAAUGCUAUAUCAUUUACCAUCAAGAGACAUGCCUUAAUAGCAAAGUGCCUGCUGGGAUAGACCAUUAAGAGUUAUGAGUUCCAGGUGUGGAGACACCUGAGGCACAUCCGGCUGCCUACAGAACUCCACCACAAGACCAAGUGCGAGACAUGUAACAAUGCAACGUUUUCAAAGUGUCACUGCUCUGCUUGUUUCUUGUAGGGGCAGGGUUUUUUUUUUUUUUUUUUUUUUGCUCCUCUGAUUUCAAAAGAAGACAAUCUUGUCAGACCUGUUGCCCAGAUGCGUGUCCUUAAAAGCACUGCGUUUUGCUGUGCAAGCCAUUCAAUGUAAGGCAGCUGCAGUCCUUUUUGUUACCACAACAGUACUGAUGUGUAUAACAUUGUAUGACUCCUCCUCCUUUAUGCGGCUCCUUCAUUAUAUCUGCAUUGUGAAUAAAGUAUCCAAGCACAGCCUUCACUCUGAUGGAAUCCAGGGAGAAGUAAUGAUUCGUACUAACGAACAAAAAGCCAGCUUGUGUUUGAAAAGAGCAGCUAUGUUGAAUAGAAAGACACACUCUGAGCUGAACAAGCAUUUUCUG
Molecule: messenger RNA, 5704 nt
Organism: Seriola aureovittata
Lineage: Eukaryota; Metazoa; Chordata; Actinopteri; Carangiformes; Carangidae
Gene: fbxl22
Product: F-box and leucine-rich repeat protein 22
Exons: 2
Coding region: 2380-3198 (272 amino acids)
Biological process (GO): SCF-dependent proteasomal ubiquitin-dependent protein catabolic process
Cellular component (GO): SCF ubiquitin ligase complex
Molecular function (GO): protein binding
Source: RefSeq, a predicted model, not a curated record